Molecule: messenger RNA, 1633 nt
Organism: Tachyglossus aculeatus (Australian echidna)
Lineage: Eukaryota; Metazoa; Chordata; Mammalia; Monotremata; Tachyglossidae
Product: transmembrane protein 198-like
Exons: 5
Coding region: 179-1213 (344 amino acids)
Cellular component (GO): plasma membrane; vesicle membrane
Source: RefSeq, a predicted model, not a curated record
UGCGCUCUGGCCCCGAGUGCUGGAGUUUGGGGGGCCGGACCCUGAGUGUCCCCAACUCGGGGGACCACAGGGAGGGCUAAGAGGGGCCACCCCAGGCCGCAGGUCCAGCCCCUUCCAGCUGAUGGACACCGGCAGCUGACCCCCUUCUUCUCCCUGCCCCCCUCUCCCCACCCCCAGCAUGGAUCAGGUCCUCUCCCCCCUGGUUGUGACCUCUGACCCCAGGGUCUUCAACCAGCAGCUGCCCGAGCCCCCCGGCCCCCGCUGUGAGCUGGCACCCUGGGGCAGCCCUGAGCUGGUGCCUGCACUGGUCUGUGCCCUCUGCUGCUUCUUCAGCGUCGUCUACUGCUGCUUUGGCUACCGCUGCUUUAAGGCUGUGAUGUUCCUGUCUGGCCUGUUCGCCGGCUCCUUGGUCAUCUUCCUGCUGUGCUACAAGGAGCGGGUGCUGGAGACGCAGCUGAGCCUCGAGGUCAGCGCGGGCAUCGCCCUGGGCAUCGGCCUCCUCUGCGGCCUGGUCACCAUGUUGGUGCGCAGCGUGGGCCUCUUCCUCACUGGGCUGCUGCUGGGGCUGCUUCUUGGGGCAGGUGCCCUGCUGGCCACAGAGCCCUGGUACCGGCCUCCCUCGGCCUGGGUGCCGGCGGGGCUGCUGGUCGGGCUGGCGCUGCUCGGGGCACUGGUGACCCUGCGCUGGCCACGCCCAUUCACCAUCCUGGGCACGGCCCUGCUGGGGGCUGCGGGGCUGGUGGCGUGUGCCGACUACUUCGUGGAGGGCCUGGCCCUGGGCGGGCGCCUGGGCCAACGGCUGCGGGCCGUGCCCGGGCUGCCACCUCUCUGUUGGUACAGCUGGGCCCUGCUGGGGGCCUGGCCGGCCCUUGGCACACUGGGGGCCGUGGCGCAGUGGCGGCUCACGGCGGAGGGGCGCGGGCACAUGGAUGCGGUGCUGAGCCGGCGGCGGAAGCGACUGCAGCUCCUGCAGAUCCGUCGGCGGGAGGCGAAACGGCGGCAGAGCCACGGGGUGGGGAGCGAGGGCAGCUCCCGCCGGCAGCCCCCGGCCCGGGCCCGAAGCCCCGCCGACAGCCUCGCUCCGAGUUACCUCCGGAGCCUGCGGGGCCACCAUCUGGGCCUGGGCUCUGCCCCGCACACCGUCCUGGACCUCGACUACGACAGCGGCUCCUCUACCACCCCCCUCACCGUGCCCCCGGCCGGGCGCCCCUGAGCCCCCCGUGCCCCCACGCUCACACUGGGCCCCGAUGGGACUGUGGCCCCAGGGAAGACAGGGAGGGAGACCUGGGUUCCUGGAGGGCCCAGAAGGAAGUCGGGAUGGCGGCCCCCCUCUCCCACCCAGGCUCGUGAAUUCCCGCUCCACAGGCCUCACCCGGAGGGGGGAGCCGGGGCUUCCACCCUCCCCUUCCACUUGUCCUCGCUGUGUAACACUAACCCCUAACCCACCCAGCCUGCUCCUGCCACUAACCUGGCUCUAAUGCACCACACCAAUAUUGUGGGGGCGGGGGCUCACCCCUGGUCGGCAUGAAGGAACGUUUCUAACCCUUUCCAGCACCCGGAGAUAGAGUGGGGCAGGAGCUCCAGGUUACUAGGGGAGGGGUGAGGGGGCAACAAAUAAAAUAAUCGUAAUGGC